UCUUUGGUUCCUCCUCGCUGUACUGAAGAGGUGUCACUGUUGGGGACUGACGGGGCAGAGCUGCGACAGCUCAUGCGUGGGAAGCACUGGACCACGUUAACCCUUUCAGAUGUUGAAGAAAAAACUGGUAAGGGCCUAACUGAAGUCCUGCAGAAACACAGCCUUAGUCUUUCUGACUGCCGUGGUCAGUCUUAUGACAAUGGCAGCAAUAUGAUGGGCCAUAAACAGGGUGUUCAGGCAAGAAUUUUGCAAUUGAACAGCAAAGCAUUUUGCAUUCCAUGCAGCAGUCAUACACUUAACCUGGUUGUGGCAGAUGCUACCAAGUCCUCAGUGCUGUCCAUCGCCUUCUUUGGUGUGUUAAAAAGACUCUAUAACUUAUUCAGUUCCUCUGUGCAACACUGGGCAGUUCUAAAGGAACAUGUAAAGCAGCUCACUUUAAAACUUUUGUCAACAUCAAGAUGUGAAGCUGGAAUUGACUCGAAUCUGGAUAUGGAAAUGACCCUUUCUGAGAAAAGGCAGCAUAAAAAGAAAAGACAGUCUCUAUAUGAAGGUACAGAGGACACUCAGUCUACUCCAGAUGAGACUUUCAGAAGAGAUUUCUUUCUGCCCAUGGUUGACACAGCCCUCAGAAGCCUAAGUGACAGGUUUUCAAGAUUGAAGGGUGUUUAUGACCUUUAUGACUUUCUGUUCUCAAAGGACAACAUGAAGGAGACAAUAAACAAUGGAAAGCUUCAUGAACGAUGCAAAAAAUUGGAACAAACCCUCCAUGACAUUGAUGCUGAUGACUUGGCCCUUGAGAUCAAUUUCUCUCUCUACACUUUUCCAGACCAUACAACCACUUCCCCAUUCGACAUGCUUAAUUACAUAUACAGUGAGAAGCUACUGGAUUUGUACAGUAAAUAACAAAAAACAAAAGAUAAAAAUAAAAUCAUAAGCUUUAUUAUACAAACAUGAUUAAAAAAAAAAACAUAUAAAUGAAGAUCAGUGACAGCCAGAAAAAACGUGCAGUGAUCAAAUCACAUGUAUUGUCUUGAAAGGUAGUGCCAAAACCAGUUGUGUAUGAACCACAGAGAUCACAGAAAAGGUAUGUAUAUUUAUUGCGGCAACAUGCUUACAUGAAUAAAUCAGGCCAGCCCUUAGAGUACAACACAAGAGAGGAGACAGCGUGGUGAACCAGUGUGCUCUGUAUUGUGGGGCUACAAUGAUCAGAGAAUAGAGGGUGUAAAUGCAGGACCAGAAAUAAUAAUGAAAACAAUGGCCCAGGUACCCCAAAAUAAUGUUCUCUUAAAAAUGAAACCCAACCCCAGGAAAAAAAAAAGGGGAGGGGAGAAGCCACCACAGCACCUACAGGGUCACCACAUUAUACUCACCAGAUAUGAUCACACACAGCCCCACACACAAGAGAAUACAUGUGAUCACUGUACAUUUCUUCUGGCUGUCACUGAUCCUCAUUUUAUGUUUUUUUUAUCAUGUUUGUAUAAUAAAGCUUAUCUUUAUACCUUAUCUUUUUAUCUUCUUUGUUUGGUGCUAGUUAUUUGUAGGAUUCAUUUUUAAUGUGGUAUGCACCAAAUGCAUAUACUUUUUCUAAUUGAAAAAACACUUUGGUCGUACAUUUUGGAUUUGUACAGUAAUUUAAGCAUUGCUUUGCAUCUACUCCUGACUCUCCCUGUGUCAGUGGCCUCUGGUGAGAGGAGCUUUGAAGCUGAUAAAAAAAAAUUACAUGAGGUCCACCAUGGGCCAAGAAAGGCUCACAGGACUGGCACUUACAUCAAUUGAGAGUGAUGUUCGCCAGUCUUUGGACAUGGAGGACAUUGUGAUUGCCUUUGCAGAAAAUAAGGUUCGCAAACAGCAGUUUUAGAUAAUUUGCACGUUUGUAAGAACUGAAAAAUGUUAAUGUGAGUGUGUGUGUUUUAAGUAUUUUGGAUUUAGUUAUUGUGCACUUUUUAAGAUAUAUUGGAUUGUACGGUACAGUGGUUUUUUUUGCAAAUGUUCAAUUGUUGAAAAUGUUCAA
Messenger RNA from Hyla sarda, 2011 nucleotides. RefSeq lists its product as uncharacterized. The record is from RefSeq and is a predicted model, not a curated record. NCBI's taxonomy places the organism in Eukaryota, Metazoa, Chordata, Amphibia, Anura, Hylidae. Bases 73 to 903 code for a protein of 276 amino acids. The transcript has 2 exons.